Peromyscus californicus insignis is the source of this 1055-nucleotide messenger RNA. RefSeq names its product translation initiation factor IF-2-like. The record is from RefSeq and is a predicted model, not a curated record. The coding region runs from base 1 to 723 and encodes 240 amino acids. Lineage: Eukaryota; Metazoa; Chordata; Mammalia; Rodentia; Cricetidae. The transcript is spliced from 3 exons.
AUGGCAAAAAGAGAAAGGCCACCCAGAUGCGAGCCUAGCCCAGGGCUGCGCCAAUACGCUAAUGAACCUCAAGAUGCUGUGGAUAUGUUAAUGAACCAAUCCCAAGAUAGCGCCCCAGCAGCCAGGUCCGCGCGCGGCCGUCCGUGCGAACCCGGCGUGAUCGCGAACGCGGAAGCGCCGGGCGGGGGUGGGACGGAGGGAACAGAGCGGACCUACCUCAGGGCAGGCAGCAGCCCGAGGCCGUGGCGACCGCUCGGCUCCCAGCCCAGGGGCCCGAGCGCCCCAGGGCCCGCUGCGCGGCAGGCCCGCGGAGGCCCGGGGAGGGACGACACGCGGGACCGCAGAGGAGACACCGACACGAGCCCCGCUCGGCUCCCCGGCGGCAUUCGCUCCCUCCACACGGACAGACAGCAGCAGCGCUGGAAUUCAAAUCCGAAGAGCCCGCCCUCCGGUGCCCGGGAUUGGCACGCUCGCAAAUGGCGUCACCCAGCGUCUUCCGGGGACUCCCGGAAACAGACCGCCGCACCCCUCGCGCCGCCUGGACGAGGCUGGAGUGAGCCGACGGCCUGGGAGCCAGGCCGCGAGCGCCACGGCGGCACGUGGGCCUUGUGGCUCUCCACAGGGAGGGCGUUCCCUCCUCCCGUGAUGCUCUGCGUGGGAAAGGCCGACUACGGUUGGCACCCCUCUCCCCGGAGCUCGCUCAGCGCGGCGGGAGUCGACUAAGUUUGACCCUUCCGGGCCACACUUGUUAGUCUCAGGCUCCGCCCACCGGGAGGAGGGUUCCUUCUCGGUCAAAUACAGUUCUGAAGGGAGAAGCUGCUUAGUGAUGCUGUCUACUACAUGCUGAGUUUUAUGGCCUGCUUGAUAGUUCCAUCAUGGAGUCGGUUGUAUGAAGAAGGUCUUGGAGCCGGUUACAAUGCUAUGGGCUUUUUAUUUUAUUUUAUUUUAUUUUAUUUUACUUUUUCUCUAAAGCUUCCUCUCCCUGCCUUGUGGCUGCCUGCCACCUAGUGUCUGACCUCAGUGCUUUCUUAACUCAAAUGGCACGGUCUUUUUUU